Molecule: messenger RNA, 690 nt
Organism: Belonocnema kinseyi
Lineage: Eukaryota; Metazoa; Arthropoda; Insecta; Hymenoptera; Cynipidae
Exons: 1
Coding region: 1-690 (229 amino acids)
Source: RefSeq, a predicted model, not a curated record
AUGGAAGACUUCCAUGACGAUAUGGGACAAUUUGCCUACUUUGGGCUACAAAAAAGGUGGAAAGGUUGCGUGGAUUUGGAAACUCAUACGAGCAAUAUUAUAGAAUUACUUGUUAGUGGAAAUGGAAUGCCCUUGACUAAGUCGGGCUAUAAGGAUUUGUGGGUAACAUCAGUUAAAGUUUAUUUGCUUCCUGAUAUUUACAAGCCUUUUCCCGUGGCAGUAUCGUAUGGACGCCAUCAACCUUACAGCGCUGAGUCCUAUUUAGAAAAUUUCAUUCAGGAUUUGAACAAUUUGCUGGAAAAUGGAAUCGAGAUUUCUGACAGACACUAUGAAGUACGUCUAAAGUGCUUCAUCUGUGAUACACCAGCGCGAGCAUAUUUUAAAGGCACUGCUGGUCAUACUGGGAGGUAUGCCUGCGAAAGAUGUACGGUUCGAGGAAGAAAAGGAAAUGUCGGCUCUACUGUAUAUCCAACUUUUGAUUCUCAAGAACGGACAGAUGGAUCCUUUAGAGAAAUGCGACAGAGAGAACAUCAUAAGCUGUCAUCCCCUCUGCUCAAUAUCAAUCCACCAAUAAAUAUGAUAUCUUCUUUCGUGCUUGAUUUCAUGCACCACUGUUUGGGAGUUAUGAAAAGUUUAAUGGAAUGGUGGUUUGACGGAGAUUUAAAUGUGCGUUUUAGUGCGAGAAUGUAA